CUGACGUCGACCAAGCCAGCAAGAUCAAGGUGGCCCAGCUACACUACAUCCACCUCUGCCGGCAUAUUACUUGUUGGGGUGGUACCGCCACUCGCAAAUUUCAGGGCAUUGGAGAGGUGUACGUACCUUGCGAAACCGCGACCCUCCCCGCGCUCCGGCCGGAACACCGAUGAUCGUCGAGUCCUUACCUCCCCCGGAUCUACACCAAGUGCCCUUUAGCCGCCUCCGGCGUACGCGCUACAGUACGUGUAGCAGCCGACGCCGAGCUUUUUGACAGUGACCGCAGCCGCCGGAAAAAACGGGGCUGCCCUAUCAUUCUCCGCUCCCGAUUUCCGACUUGGACGGUGCCGUUAUUACCUACACCCAGACUGGACUGUUCCGCCGUCACCCAGUCCACGCUCUCCGGGCAAGAUGGAUUACCACGAAAGACAUGGCCAUGAUGUCGCCAGCUUCGAUGAUCUCCCUUCAACGCAUCGCAUGCCUACCGUCUCCGCUGCCGAUGCCUUGGAUGACCUGAACGAUGGAGACAACUCGCCUUUCAUUCCUACCAGCAUAGAUGCCCUCGAUGCCGCUUUGAAACCGAGUCUGGACAUCGAAAUAGUCACUGGAGGAAUACAGAAGGGUCAAGUCACUGAGAUUUGGGGGCCUCCUGGCGUCGGAAAGACUGCUUUCGGCAUACAACUUGCAGCCAACUGCCUGAGCGAGGGCAAAGGUGUCGUUUGGGUAGAUGGAUUUCACCGAGUUCCAAUUGAGCGUCUGCGCUCUGUCCUUGGCUCCCAAGUGAAGAGGGACAAUGAAGGGGAACAGGAAGAUGCGACAGUCGAUGAGCGCCUCGAUGUUCUCACGCACUACACAUGCCUCAGUCUACCUCACUUGAUCGCUCUUCUAUGUCGACCUACGCCCAGCUGCAUACCGCAAGACACAUCGCUUAUAGUGGUCGAUUCUUUAUCCGCGUUGGUAAAUCAUGCCUUUCCAAGGACACCAGAGCAAAAGAAGCUGGUGGAUAAUAAAGGAAACAAAGUUCCAUCUCUUUCCGCUCGGAGGUUGCAAGUACUGCAGUACAUCAUCGGCGCACUUCAAAAACUUGCCGCCACGAGAGACAUAGCUAUCGUUGUUCUCACACAAUGCGCAACAAAGGUGAUGCAGGUAGAACGGGGAGCAACUCUUGUGCCGGCUAUAAACGCCAGCGUAUGGGAGCAGGGAGUUUCUACCCGACUUGUGCUGUACCGCAACUUAGCGUUCAGUGACGCAAAAGUGCAGGGCUUGCGUCUUGUUGGAGUGCAAAAACUCAAUGGGAAGACUAGCGAAGCACCUGUUGACACUAUCUGCGCCUUUGAUAUCGAAGAGAGCGGCUUGGUUACAAUCGAAUACGACUUCAGUGAACCGCUACCAAACCACUUGUCUACACCGAGCACGAAACGAAAGUUGGGUGACACCACUUUGGAGAUAGCCGAUAGCGAUGAUGAGGAGGAUUACGGUUGGCAGGAAGAGGACGACGAAGCCGUGCCGCCUCCGCCCUCGCAGUGGCAGGGAAGCGAGGACAUUCUUCUUGUUCCAGAGCCUGAAAGCGACCAAGAGGAUGAGGAGCCAGAAGAGGAGAAAGAGGGAUCUGACAAAGCCGAAGAUGCAGGUGACGAAGACGCAGACGCCGCCUUCAACACCACGGCGGACGAAUCACAGCUCGCCAGUAAGGUCUUUGGCCGUGAUCGGGAGAUUCAGGAUUCUCAGGCCGACUGGUGAGUCUUAGCCACAGCUGAGCCGCAGAAUCCAACAGUCACGCAGAGAACGGAGUCGAGACUGCCGGUCACACUCGGUAUCACUGGUAUCGUAACAUGCACCCCUGAACGAAGGCUACGCUGGUCUUACCAUUCCCCAGUUUUCAUGACAUCUCUUCAUCUCCAGCUGUCUCCGGAUUCUCCAGAGCGCCCCACCUCUCCAGUUUCCCUCGGCCUCUCGCCGAGCUGGCGCCCCUCCAUUCUUUGCAUCUGGAGCAACAGCAGGCUUCCCCUGACAUGACUGUCAAGCAAGGCUCAUGCGAUGGAGAAAGGUAUGGAGAAAACCCCGGGCGAUAGUCUGACAAAAACUCCGUGCAGGAACCUUGAUGGCCUCUUUGUUUCUGUAUCCUCCUUGCCAAAAUUUUCUGCUGUGUGUUUCCCCGAAUCAAUUGCGGUUGCUGGUGUUUGGGGCCCCCACGGGGGAGAUCGGGAGGGACCAGGUUUGCGGCGAAAUCUCUACUUGAUGCGCCGACGCCAUCUCAAACUUGUUGCAAUCAAGCGAUCGCGAACGUGCGCAUGGCAUUGAAACUCAAAAUUUUCUCUGCCUCGGUCGGUCGAGGUUCGCUUGCUGGGAUGAUGAAUCGAUUAAAAUCAGACCAACAACCAAUUGAUGAGGGCGGUGCCUCCCUCGGCCUUAUGCCGGAUCUCGGCAUCAUCUGCCGAUGGCAUUUUGAAGAGGCUCCGCAAUUUCUCCGCUAAAAACAGAGAAAGCGAAAAAAAAGAAAGAAAAAAAAAAAGAAGAAAACCGGGGCACGGGCAUGCCGGUGCCUUGGGGGUCCUUGGCGUUCAGUUCUACUUUCUCUUUCCCACUCAGGAUUGGCAACUCGCAAGGAGCCGGGGCAGGCGCAGUUGAAACGGGGGUCUGGGGAAUCCGUCGGGGUUUCCUAUUGGGAUUCUCCCUCUCUCUUUGAGGUUUUGGGGGCGGGCUGAUUGUGGGCGUGUGGGAUGUCUGUGUGGGUUGAGGGGGUGAGGAGGGUUUUGUUUCUUACCAGGCCCUGCUACCUGCCAAGAGCAAGGUGGAGUCCAAAACCCUAGGCAAGUAACCUGCUGCUCGUAACAAUGAUACUCUGUAC
Neurospora crassa OR74A is the source of this 2848-nucleotide messenger RNA. RefSeq lists its product as hypothetical. Gene Ontology annotation, biological process: meiotic DNA recombinase assembly; DNA repair; reciprocal meiotic recombination. Gene Ontology annotation, cellular component: Rad51C-XRCC3 complex; Rad51B-Rad51C-Rad51D-XRCC2 complex; replication fork. The record is from RefSeq and is a predicted model, not a curated record. The transcript is spliced from 7 exons. Gene Ontology annotation, molecular function: ATP hydrolysis activity; crossover junction DNA endonuclease activity; ATP binding. NCBI's taxonomy places the organism in Eukaryota, Fungi, Ascomycota, Sordariomycetes, Sordariales, Sordariaceae. Bases 412 to 1740 code for a protein of 442 amino acids.